AUUCAAGCAUUUUUAAAAGUAUAAACAAAAUGACAACAUAACCUUUUGACAUGUUUAUUAAUUUAAAUACCUUAUGGCACAAAAUUUUAGUUGUUUAAUAAAUAAAACUAUUUAUUUGUUAUAUUCUUUUUACAAUAGAUAAUCAUAAAAACAAUUUAUUUUCACAACACAGUGAAUGAUGAAAUAUUACUCAUAAUGUAUAUAGCAAGAGUGCACAUGUGUGUGUUGUCUUUAUAUAUUGAACAUAUGGUUAUAUGUACUCAAAAUUGCUCCAAAACGUGAACAACACAAGAACCUCCGGGUUAUGAUUAUAAAUUUCAUCAUCCAGCAAUAAUUAACAGAUGCAUUAUCAUGGAUCCAGAACCACCAUGUAGAGCCUGUACUGACUUUAAAUCAUGGACUAAAACUCAAAAAAAAAAAUACGAUAAUAAGAUGGAAACAGAUGCAAAAAAAUCAAAUGAUAGUACAAAUAUGACAACUCCAACAUCAUCUAAUCGUGAAAAGCUUAAUUGUCCACUUGAUAAAGCUGAACUUGGUAAAUCAACAUGGUCAUUCCUUCAUACAAUGGCUGCUUAUUAUCCAGAUAAACCAUCAGUUGAACAAAAGAAAGAUAUGUCAACAUUUUUUCAUAUAUUUUCAAAAUUUUAUCCAUGCAGUAUUUGUGCUGAGGAUUUACGUGAACAAAUUCAAGUAACACCACCAAAAACAUCAUCACAAAAUGAAUUGAGUCAAUGGCUGUGUAUGAUACACAAUGAAGUCAAUAAAAAAUUAGGAAAAUCUGAAUUUGAUUGUAAAUUAGUUAAUCAAAGAUGGAGAGAUGGAUGGCUAGAUGGUUCUUGUGAUUAGCACAUUUUUUAUUUAGCAAAAAAGUCAUGAUAAAUUAGUGCCUUAUAAUAAAACUUUAUUGUCAAGUCAAAAUUGAUUUAAUU
Molecule: messenger RNA, 929 nt
Organism: Aphidius gifuensis
Lineage: Eukaryota; Metazoa; Arthropoda; Insecta; Hymenoptera; Braconidae
Gene: Alr
Product: FAD-linked sulfhydryl oxidase ALR
Exons: 3
Coding region: 352-846 (164 amino acids)
Cellular component (GO): mitochondrion
Molecular function (GO): flavin-dependent sulfhydryl oxidase activity; flavin adenine dinucleotide binding
Source: RefSeq, a predicted model, not a curated record